Molecule: messenger RNA, 1155 nt
Organism: Aspergillus saccharolyticus JOP 1030-1
Lineage: Eukaryota; Fungi; Ascomycota; Eurotiomycetes; Eurotiales; Aspergillaceae
Product: putative mitochondrial GTP/GDP transporter Ggc1
Exons: 6
Coding region: 10-939 (309 amino acids)
Cellular component (GO): mitochondrion
Molecular function (GO): guanine nucleotide transmembrane transporter activity
Source: RefSeq, a predicted model, not a curated record
AAAGUCAAUAUGUCCCCCGCCAUUGUUCAAGCCGGUGCUGGCUCUGCCACCAAAGAUGUCAAGAGAGAAUCUGCGACUGCUCGACUUCUAGGCUCUGGAACGGCCGGUAUUACGGAACUCAUGGUCUUCCACCCUGUCGACACCAUUGCCAAGCGUUUGAUGAGCAACCAGUCUCGCAUUUCCUCCACUGAAGCCAUGAACAAGGUUAUCUUCAAGGAGUUUGCCGACGCUCCCGCUGGUCGCAAGUUUACCUCUCUCUUCCCCGGUCUUGGCUACGCCGCCGGUUACAAGGUCCUUCAGCGUAUCUACAAGUACGGUGGUCAGCCCUUUGCUCGUGAUUAUCUGGCCAAGCACCACGGCUCCGACUUCGACAAUGCCUUCGGAAAGGGAACUGGCAAGGCCAUCAUGCACGCGACAGCUGGAAGUUUGAUCGGUAUCGGAGAGAUUGUUCUCCUACCCCUCGAUGUUCUUAAGAUCAAGCGUCAGACUAACCCGGAGGCUUUCCGUGGUCGUGGCCUCUUCAAGAUCAUUCAAGAUGAGGGUAUGGGUCUGUACCGCGGCGCUGGCUGGACUGCAGCCCGUAACGCUCCUGGAUCUUUCGCUCUUUUUGGUGGUUCCGCUUUCGCCAAGGAGUACAUCUAUCAACUGAAGGAUUACAACUCCGCCACUUGGGGUCAAAAUUUCGUGGCUUCCAUCUGCGGUGCUAGUGCUUCGCUGGUUGUGUCUGCUCCUCUGGACGUCAUUAAGACCCGCAUCCAGAACCGCAACUUCGAAAACCCCGAGUCUGGUUUCCGGAUCGUGUCCAACAUGAUGAAGAACGAGGGUUUCACUAGUUUCUUCAAGGGCUUGACCCCCAAGCUUUUGAUGACUGGACCCAAGCUUGUGUUCAGCUUCUGGCUGGCUCAGACGCUGAUCCCUGCGUUUGGUCAGGUUGUGUAAAAAAGUAAUUAAAUGUUGAUUAUAAUAGCGGGUGCUUUGCUUUUUGGGACACGAUUCACUUCUAUGUUCGCUUUCGGGGCUUUUCUGGUGCCAAAAUCGAGCAGUCUGUUGAGCCUUGCGUAUUCAUAGACAAGACUUUCUUCUUUUGUUUUCACGAGCUUGGAAUGACAGUAUCGCGACUGGGUCUGAAGACAUACAUCUCCACUUAAUAUGACA